Molecule: messenger RNA, 1203 nt
Organism: Drosophila suzukii
Lineage: Eukaryota; Metazoa; Arthropoda; Insecta; Diptera; Drosophilidae
Product: modular serine protease
Cellular component (GO): plasma membrane
Molecular function (GO): protein binding
Source: RefSeq, a predicted model, not a curated record
GCUAUCGUCAUAUUUUCAUUAAACAGGUUUGGAUUGGACAGUUCCCGUAAAAACCUUACCCUCGACAUGGAAGCGGCAGUCUGUUGAUUGGAACCCAUUCGGAAUGUUCGAAGCGCAUCAGAAUCGAUCCCUGCAGCUCGUAGUUCUCCUCUCCUUGGCGUUCUCCAUUUGCUCUGGAUCGCCGAACGCCUCGAGCUGCGGUCAUCGGUGCGGAGGAGGCGACUGCAUCCGACUGGACCAGCUUUGUGACGGCACCGCCAACUGCUUGGACGCCUCCGAUGAGACUGCCGCCAUGUGUGAGAAGGUCUGGUGUCCGGGAUAUGGAUUCCGCUGCAGCUACGGAGCAUGCAUAGCCAGCACAGUGGUCUGCGAUGGCGGGCGGGACUGUGUGGAUGGAUCGGACGAGGAGGGAUGGCUUUGCCGGGCCCAGAUGCAGCAGGCCAACUGCGACAACUGGGAAAUGUACUGCUCCUCCGGCCAGUGUAUGCCCUACUCCAAGUUGUGCGAUGGGAUCAGGGAUUGCCGGGACGGAGAUGAUGAGCUGGAGUCUCUUUGCGAAGGUGUCGCCCGCCCAACCACAGUCCGAUCAACUACUGCGACCGCGGAGGUCGAUCUUACUGAGAUGACUCCCACAGUGAAAGAGCGACCUCGUCCCUAUCUUAUUGAGGGGAAUGGGGAGUGCGCGAUUCCACAGUUGCCAAACGUGAUUGUGAAGCAUUUCACUGAUGCGAUCCUAACUGCAGGAUCCAGAGUAGCCAAUGGGACUCGUAUAUACUACGAGUGUCCCGCUGAGCACUCACUUAAGGGAGAGGACCAGAACAUUUGUGAAGACUCAUUGUGGGCUAAGAAGUUUCCAUACUGCGAAACGCCCGAAGCCUUUAUCUUUAGCCUGGUAAUAUGCAUAUUCUCUUUCCUAAUGGUGGUAUUGAUAUUCCUAAUUUGGCGGGUUCGGCGAGACAAUGGCGAGAGAAGGCAACGUGAGGAGCACAUUUGGCUGGUGGAGACGAGUAGUACGCAUCCCAAAGCAACUGACUUGCCAAAGGUCUAAGGAUAAGCUGAACAUCAGCUAUUAUGCUUAAGUGCUUAUAAAGUGUAAAUUGUAACCGUUUAAGUGCUGACAAACUCUGUUGAGAUGCUGUUGAAAGUCACUGUUAAUUUUAAAAUCGUUAGACACUGAACAUAUAUAUUUUUAUGAAUAGAUAA